AUGAAGGCCCAACCUGCCCAAGGCCUGCAAUCGGAUCACCUGAGGCUCGAAUAUAUGCGCUGUCUUCUGUCCAAUGGUCUGUUACAAUACUUCAAUCUGGUGGAGGGAUGUCUCUCGCUAAUCAGUGCCUAUGAGUCUCGCCACCACUGCACCUAUGACUGGAUCAUCCGUACCCGCGUAGACGGCUUCUGGAGUGGCCCGCUCGACCCAUCCACCUUCCAACCGGCAACCUACGUUGUCCCGCCCGGCUCUCGGUUCGGCGGCUUAAACGACCGGUUCGGCUCCGGCAACCGUUUGGCCUCCAUCGCCGCUCUCUCCCGCCUCUCUCUCAUUCCCCGCCUCGAUGCCUUCGGUUACCAUAACCUAAACUCUGAAUCAGCUUUCAAGGCACAACUAAACAUCUCCAAUUUACAGGUGCAGGAAAUUCCAUUACCCUUCUGUGUUCUCAGUGACCGCCGAUACGAUUUUCCUCCUGGAAGGCACGGCGUGCCAGUGGCGUCGAUGGGGAGCGUCGGUCCGUUGAAUGGAGCCAAGUGUCGGCCAUGCACUGUGGUGUGCGAAGGGGACUGUGCUGCAAAGAUUGUGAGCGGGAUGGUUGAUGGGCGGAGUUGGAUGGAGUGGAUGGAAUGGAGGAAGGAGGGUUUGGAGCUGUGUAAUGCGACUGCUGGGUGGGAGGAGGGGUGGGAGGACGUAUUUGAUAGGGCAGCGGGGGAGGAGGCGGCGACUGAGAGGCGGAGGGUAGCAGCGGUGGAAAGGAAUGUGUGUGAUGAGGAAUUUGAGAAGAUGAGGCAACGGACGGAGAGUUGGGAUGCACCUCCAGGCGAGGAGAUAUGCCGAUUGGGAUUGAGGAAAAAGUAAGUCAGGGAGAAUGCCCUUCAAAAGGGAUAAUUUAAAUUUAGGAGGAAAGAAAGAAGGAUAGAU
Dendrobium catenatum is the source of this 921-nucleotide messenger RNA. RefSeq lists its product as uncharacterized. Lineage: Eukaryota; Viridiplantae; Streptophyta; Magnoliopsida; Asparagales; Orchidaceae. The coding region runs from base 1 to 858 and encodes 285 amino acids. The record is from RefSeq and is a predicted model, not a curated record. The transcript is spliced from 2 exons.